Messenger RNA from Pristis pectinata (smalltooth sawfish), 3695 nucleotides. RefSeq names its product CD209 antigen-like protein C. The transcript has 8 exons. The record is from RefSeq and is a predicted model, not a curated record. Bases 37 to 840 code for a protein of 267 amino acids. Lineage: Eukaryota; Metazoa; Chordata; Chondrichthyes; Rhinopristiformes; Pristidae.
CAGUUCCAAGGGAUUAGUUCAAGUCUUCUCGACAGCAUGUCUGAACUGAACUUAUAUGAAAAUAGUGAAUGUCGUUUCACGGUGAACCAGCAAGGACCAACCUGUGAUCAGAAGCCAGAUGCAGGGUUCAGUGUUGAGCAGUCCGACAAAAAGAAGAUGAUGCUGGUCAUCUUUGGUCUCCUGAUUCUCUGUCUCUUCUUCACCCUAUUGUGUCUGGUCAUAGGGACAGUGAAAGUUUCAGGGAUGUACACUGAACUGAAGGAGCUGCAGGACAUGUACGCGAUGGAGCUUUCUCAGUUCAAAAGCAACGUGUCUGAAGAAGUUCAGAGAACACAGAGUAACAUGGAAGACGAGCUCUCAAAGCUGAAACUCAGCAUGACUGAAGAAGUAAAGAGAAGUCAGAAUAACAUGGCAGAUCAGCUCUCCAAUCUGAAGGUGGGAGGAUGCUCUUGCCUCCAAUGUCCCAAUGGCUGGGUGUGGUUCAGCCAGUCCUGCUACUACUUCUCAACCAGCUCAGGCACCUGGCAUUUUGCAAAACAACAGUGUUCCUUGAAGGAGUCACAUCUGCUUGUGAUCAACAGCAUUCCAGAGCACAAGUUUAUUAAAAGAGGAUCAGAACCUGAGCAAUACUGGAUUGGCCUGACUGACUCUGUCACUGAAAGACAUUGGCAGUGGGAAGAUGGCGCGAGUUAUGAUUCAACACCAAAGUUCUGGGCUGAUGGCGAGCCCAAUAAUGCCUUCAACAAUGAGGACUGUGCCCACGUUGAUGCUAAAGGACAAUGGAAUGACAACAGAUGCUCCAUAAACCUCAGAUGGAUUUGCGAGAAAAACUCAGCAUGAAUUUCACAAAACCUGUCUUAAAAGUACAAACAAGCUCACAUUGUCUGUUGUUCUGUGACAGAAGUACUGUGUGUCGAGCUAUGGUGUGUUACACUCAACUCAAGCCAACCCAAUUCAACUCAAAUAAACCCAAUCCAGCCCAACCCACUAAAUUCAGUUCAAUUCUUCUCAUCGCAUUCUAUCCCAGCCACCCUGACUCCUCCCAUCCCAAUGAGUCACACAGCAGAUCAUUGGGUCCUUCAGCCCAUUGCGUUCAUGCUAAUCAUCAAGGACUCAUCCACACGAAGCCUAUUUUAUCUCUCGCAUCCCCAGUAACUCCUCAUGCCUCCCCCACCAAUCCUCCUGCCCCAGGGACAUUUUACAGUUGUCAAUUAAAUGCCAACGUGCAUUGCCUUGGAACAUAGGAGGAAACUGGAGCAUCCAGGAGUAAAUUGGUAUCUGGGAGAACUGCACAUGGUCAUGGGGACAACAUAACAACCCCACACAGACAGCACCCAAGAUCAGGACCAAACCCAGGCCUUUGGUGCUGUGAAGCAGCAGGUCCAACCACUGUGCCACACUUAACCAAUCCUAACCCAACAAUUCAACUUAACUUAAUCUCCUUAUUCUAUCAUAAGCCUUAUCGUUCCUGUUGAAUCACCCAAACUCAUCACAUUCCAGCUGAACCCAUUCCAAUCCAUUCCAUCACAACUUAGCUCAUCCCAACUGAACCCCAUCCCAAGUCAACCCCUUCCCAACUCAACAACUGAGCCCAACUAAAUUCAACUUGACUCAACCCAACCCAUCCCAACUCAACCCAUCCCAACUCAACCCAUCCCAACCCAGCCCAUCCCAACCCAACCCAUCCCAACCCAAUCCAUCCCAACCCAAUCCAUCCCAUCCCAACCCAACCCAUCCCAACCCAACCCAUCCCAACUCAACCCAUCCCAACCCAGUCCAUCCCAACCCAGUCCAUCCCAACCCAGUCCAUCCCAACUCAACCCAUCCCAACCCAACCCAUCCCAACCCAAUCCAUCCCAACCCAGUCCAUCCCAACCCAGUCCAUCCCAACCCAGUCCAUCCCAACCCAGUCCAUCCCAACCCAGUCCAUCCCAACCCAAUCCAUCCCAACUCAACCCAUCCCAACCCAACUCAACCCAUCCCAACCCAACCCAACCAAUCCCAACUCAAUCCAUCCCAACCCAACCAAUCACGUCAACCCAUCCCAACCCAAUCCAUCCCAACUCAACUUAUCCCAUCCCAACUCAACCCAUCCUAACUCCACCCCCAACUCAAUUGCUCGUGCCUCUGUCCAUCCCAACUCAACCCAUGUCUAGGCCAACCAAUCCCAAAUCAACACAUCCCAACUUAGAUAUCCAAACUCAACCCAUCAUCAUUCAACCUAUCAUCAUUCAACUCAUCCCAUUUCAACAAAUGAAACCAACUAACUUGAAUUUGACUCAACUCAUCACAUCCCAACCCAUUCCAACACACUUCAGAUCAACAGUUCACCUAACUAAACUCAACUUAACCCAAGUUAAUAUCUGGUCUAAACAUGCCACAAUCCUAUAGAGGGUCAGGCAAAUGGUGCAAGAGACCCAAUCCUCACAAUAUAGAUCAAUCAGGUGGUCUCCUGUCUUUGACGCCCACAUGAACUAUUGCAUUUAGCUUACCCUGAUGUUCUUUAUCUAAAACCCAGUUCAUCAAUAUCUUCUGUAUGGUGGCCACUGCACUGCCUGGACAACUCAUUGCCUUGGAAGCAUUUGAUCAUGUGAUGCUGGAUGUGGGAGUUCACCCAGAACCCGGGGUAUCUUUGUACAUUGCUGGCGACAGAGCCAAUGUUCCCAGGUGCUGAGAUUUGGGGAAAGGGUCAGCAUCAGGCCUGACCAUUCGAGUAGGUUUCAGUCAUUGAAGGAGAAAGGUGAAAAAUGCACAUAGGUUAUUUUUACCCAGGUCAACAUCUUUCCCAACAUUACAACAAUGACAACGCUCAAGGGGAAUUAAUUGACUAUAAAGCACUUUGGGGUGUUCUUUACAUAAGAACAUUAGAAAAUAGAUGCAGGAGGAGGCCACUCACCAUUUAACACGAUCUGCCCCAGGCUUCAACUCCUUUUCUGUGCCAGGUCCCAACACCCUCAAUUCCCUGAUCUUUCAAAAAUUUAUCUACCUCCCACUUCAUACCUGCAGUGACCCAGCCUCUUCAAUACUCCACCCGCUACACACCUUAGUGACCAAUCCCUAAUCUUGUAACCGUGUUCCCUUAUUCGAGAUUCUCCCAUGGAGGAAACACCUCAACAUCUACCCUCAGGGUCUUAGAUGUUUCAGUAAUAACACUCCUCAUUGUUCUAAGCUCCAACAAAUACAGAUCUAAUUUCCUUAUCCUCUUGUAAAAGGAAUAAUUCCUUCAGUUGUUUGUGAUGGGACACAAAAUGUUCUUAAAUAUUUUCUGUUGGGUGUUUACUGCAGACUGUUGUUGCUCGCUGACUCUUCCUAUUUUACGUCCAGUUCCUCUUCAGCUGAUUGAUAGUCAAGUCUCAGCUGUGGCUUAGUUGCUCCUAUUCUCUCCCCGUCAGAUGGUUCUGGAUCUAAGUCCCAUUCCACAAAGAACACUUCUAAUGCUCUAGUGCUGUGUUGAGGAAGUGCCAUCAUUUUGAUGUGAUGAUAAUCUGUGAGGCUGUAUUCCCUUUUGGGUCAAUGUAAAAGAUCUUGCGACACCGCUUAAAAAAUGGAAAUUUCCUCACUUAAUGUCCUAAAUAAUAUUUAUCCUUCACUCAAUAUUACUAAAGAUAUAUCUGUUUAAUUUCAGAUGGCCCUUUGAGGGAGCUUGCUUGGUAUAAAUUAACUGCAAUUUUUCCUGCAUUAUGCAAUAAAAAUGU